Messenger RNA from Nelumbo nucifera (sacred lotus), 696 nucleotides. Its product is annotated as thaumatin-like protein 1. The record is from RefSeq and is a predicted model, not a curated record. NCBI's taxonomy places the organism in Eukaryota, Viridiplantae, Streptophyta, Magnoliopsida, Proteales, Nelumbonaceae.
AUGGAAUCUAUUCAUAUCUCGUUGAUUUCAGGCUCACAAUCAACCACAUUUACUUUCAAAAACAACUGUCCAUACCCCGUCUGGCCAGGCGUAUUGACCGGUCAGGGUUCAGCUCCUUCGACGGGGUUCGAGCUUGUAAGCAGAGCAUCAUCAUCCAUCGUUAUCUCAGCUCCAUGGUCUGGGAGGUUCUGGGGUCGAACAUUCUGUUCCACAAACAGCGGGAGCUUCAAGUGUCUAACCGGAGACUGUGGCUCCGGCCAAGUUGCAUGCAAUGGAGCGGGAGCAAUUCCACCGGCCAGCCUAGUGGAACUAACGCUAGCAACAAACGGAGGGAAGGAUUUCUACGACAUUAGCCUCGUAGAUGGCUACAACUUGCCCGUCUCCAUCGCCCCACAGGGCGGGUCAGAUUGCAGUGCGGUGAGCUGCCCAGCUAACAUUAACUCAGUCUGCCCCUCGGAGUUGAGCUUUACGGCACCAGACGGCCAAGUAAUUGGUUGUAGGAGCGCUUGCGAUAAAUUCAAAGAUCCAAAGUACUGUUGCACCGGCUCGUAUGGCUCACCGUCGACUUGCCCUCCGACGAACUAUUCCAUGUUCUUCAAGAACCAGUGUCCUCAAGCUUAUAGCUACGCCUAUGAUGACAAAACAAGCACAUUCACAUGCACCGGUUCCAACUACCUCAUCACCUUCUGUCCUUGA